AUGAUCGCCGAUUGGAUCGGCGGGGCCAGGGAGGCGGUGCGCUUCGAAGAUGACAAUGUCUCGGCAAUCGCCAUUCCGUUCCGGCCAGACCCCUCAUGUCCCCUCGCCGUUCUCACGGCUACGAUAGUCACCGCGGGGGAAUCACUGAGGCAAACACGCGCCCACUGCGACGUACUCAUCAUGUUUACGAUGUACCACACGCGACACGUCGUCACUCUCCCGUCGGCCCUCGUAUGA
Molecule: messenger RNA, 237 nt
Organism: Aphanomyces astaci
Lineage: Eukaryota; Oomycota; Saprolegniomycetes; Saprolegniales; Verrucalvaceae
Exons: 2
Coding region: 1-237 (78 amino acids)
Source: RefSeq, a predicted model, not a curated record